AAUUGUCGCAAGAUGUCGAUCGCUGCUCAACUAAGUCAGCUGGAAGCUGGCUCUGGGCCACAACGGACUCAAGGCUACGAUGACUUGCUGAAAGAAAUAUUGGCGUCCGAAAACGUUGCCAAUGACCUCGUUGCCUACGUACAAAGCAUCACAUCUGAUUCGGUCGGCGUCAUCAGCUCAAGACCACUGCUAUCGGCGUUCGUGUCGCAAUUCCGCACUUACGGAAACAACGCCGUCAAGCUUGAGGCUGGCCCGCAGAUUCUUCAGAUCAUCGGAUCGAAGGUCGUGUCCUUUGAGCAACAAGACACCGACUUGAAGUUGAUUCUCGCCGAUGCGUAUGAAGCAGAUGAGGACUUUACCAAUUCGGCCAAGACCUUGCAGACCAUCACGCUCGAGUCCUCACAACGUCAAGUCAGCGACGACGAGAAGGCGAAGAUUUGGAUGCGGAUCUGCCGCUGCUACCUCGAAGAAGACGAUGCUACGAACGCAGUCUCCUAUCUCAACAAGAUCAAGCAAAUCAUCUAUAACGUUUCCGACCAAGCCACCCGCCUACAAUUCCAGCUAUCGCAAGCACGUAUCAGCGACUCGCAGCGAAGCUUCCUUGAUGCAUCCACAGCAUACCAUGCACUUUCCACCGAGUCAGUGAUUGAUGAAGAAGAGCGGUUGCAAGCGCUUUCUGCCGCGAUCACAUGCGCUGUACUUGCACCUGCUGGACCUCAACGUGGCCGUCAACUUGCCAAGCUGUACAAGGACGAGCGUGCAACUGAUGCUCCUGAAUAUGGUAUCCUUGAGAAAAUCUUCCUGGACCGCCUCCUAUCACCUGCAGAGGUUGCCACGUUCGCAGCCGGACUGAAGGAGCAUCAGCUUGCCAAGACCUCGGAUGGCAGUACUGUGCUGGACAAAGCUAUACUCGAGCACAACUUGCUUGCUGUGUCCCGGAUUUACGCCAACAUCACCUUUGGAAAUCUGGGAAAGCUGCUUGGCGUGGAUGCUGAUCGUGCUGAAGUCUACGCCUCUGGCAUGAUUGAGAGCAAUCGCUUGUCUGGCUCCAUCGAUCAAAUCGCUGGCAUUAUCCAUUUCAACACUAAGGAGCCCAACAACCCGAAGGUAGAGCUUCGUCUCUGGGACAAGAAUGUGGCCGGACUCUCCGAAGAAGUGGAGAAGAUCACCACUGCCCUCCAGAGAGAGGAACCAACAUGGUACGAGCAGCAGGUUGGUGCAUGAGUAUGGGUGCCUUACAGUAUAGCGAUGGCGUUCCAGGUUUGAGACAUGGCGAUGAGUGUUAUGCACAUCACGAUUAGGCUGUAUUCUCCGAGACCUGCGAGAAGCAUUGCAGCUCAGGUUAGGGAUCGGGUACGGCGAUACAGUACUGUGAAGUGGGUUCACGGACCCCCAGCAAUAUCAUCUUGAUUAAACUG
This is a messenger RNA of Pseudocercospora fijiensis CIRAD86, 1418 nucleotides long. RefSeq names its product COP9 signalosome complex subunit 4. Gene Ontology annotation, cellular component: cytosol; COP9 signalosome. The transcript has 3 exons. NCBI's taxonomy places the organism in Eukaryota, Fungi, Ascomycota, Dothideomycetes, Mycosphaerellales, Mycosphaerellaceae. The record is from RefSeq and is a predicted model, not a curated record. Gene Ontology annotation, molecular function: protein binding. The coding region runs from base 13 to 1224 and encodes 403 amino acids.